This is a messenger RNA of Ctenocephalides felis (cat flea), 876 nucleotides long. RefSeq names its product zinc finger protein 525-like. Gene Ontology annotation, cellular component: nucleus. The record is from RefSeq and is a predicted model, not a curated record. Gene Ontology annotation, molecular function: RNA polymerase II cis-regulatory region sequence-specific DNA binding; DNA-binding transcription factor activity, RNA polymerase II-specific. Bases 1 to 876 code for a protein of 291 amino acids. NCBI's taxonomy places the organism in Eukaryota, Metazoa, Arthropoda, Insecta, Siphonaptera, Pulicidae. Gene Ontology annotation, biological process: regulation of transcription by RNA polymerase II. The transcript is spliced from 2 exons.
AUGUCGAAGGAAACAAUUAUGUCUAUGAAUGAUCGGGCAGUUAAAAUUGAACUACCAGAAUAUUCACCAGAAGACAUUAAACUCGAAAUGAAGGAUGAAUUUGAUAAUACCGACGUUAUUGUUAAAUCUGAAUCGUGUUCUAAAGAUGAUGAUACGUGUUUGGAAAGAUUUAUGAAUUCCGAGGUGACAAUUGAAGAAGAAAUCAAACAGGAGGUAGUCGAGUUAUCAAUUUAUGAAUGUGACAUUUGCAAUAGAUCAUUUGCAGAAUCAGACCAUUUAAAAAAGCAUAUGGUCGAUCAUAUUCCUAGUAAUAGCAAAGAAUGUCCUUUCAAAUGCGAAAUCUGUUACAAGGCUUUUAAUCGAUUAAGUGUUCUGAAAGUGCACAUGCUCAUUCACAGUGGUGAUCUAACAAAACACCUGCUCAUUCAUAAUGGAGUACGCCCACAUGCAUGCAAUAUAUGCAAUAAGACAUUCAGGCAAUUAUGUAAUCUGAAAAGUCACAUGCUUAUUCACAGUGGUAAUCAACCCCAUCAAUGCAAUAUAUGCAAAAAGACAUUCACAGAAAGAGGUCAUCUGAAACGUCACAUACUGAUUCACAAUGGAGUACGCCCUCAUGAGUGCAACAUAUGCAAAAAGAAAUUUACACAAUCAGGUCAUCUGAAAAGUCACAUGCUGAUACAUAGUGGAGUACGUUCCCAUGAAUGCAAUAUAUGCAAUAAGACUUUUACAGAAAGAGGUAGUCUGAAACGUCACAUGCUAAUACACAGUGGAGUACGUCCCCAUGAAUGCAAUAUAUGCAAAAAGACAUUCACAGUAAGAAGUCAUAUGAAAAGACACAUGGCACUUCAUAGUCAGAAGCGUGGUGAAGAUCAAUGA